Molecule: messenger RNA, 1782 nt
Organism: Brachypodium distachyon (stiff brome)
Lineage: Eukaryota; Viridiplantae; Streptophyta; Magnoliopsida; Poales; Poaceae
Product: probable mitochondrial-processing peptidase subunit beta, mitochondrial
Exons: 9
Coding region: 99-1598 (499 amino acids)
Biological process (GO): proteolysis
Cellular component (GO): mitochondrion
Molecular function (GO): metal ion binding; metalloendopeptidase activity
Source: RefSeq, a predicted model, not a curated record
AUCACGCAAGAAUAAAACGGAAGCGAAAACAGACCAGGCCCCUCUCCCUUCCCCCUCUCCUUGCGGCGGCGCGACGGUAGGGGAACUCCAUCGAACACAUGGCCGCCGCCGCCGCCUUCCGCUCGAAGCGCAAGCUCCUACCGUAUCUUCACCGUUUCCUCCAUUCCACCACCACCACAUCCCCCAACCGCUUCCUCCGCCACGCAUCGCCGGUGCCCCGCGCCGCCGACCACUCCCCCUUCCUCCGUCUCCCCGCCGCGCGCGUCUCCACGCUCCCCACUGGCCUGCGCGUCGUCACACAGGCCUGCCCGCCCGCCACCCGCAUGGCCUCCGUCGGCGUCUGGGUCGACGCGGGCAGCCGCUUCGAGCUGCCCGGUACCAACGGCACCGCGCACUUCCUCGAGCACAUGGCCUUCAAGGGCACCGCGCGACGGCCCACAGCACACGCCCUCGAGGUCGAGAUCGAAGACAUGGGCGCGCGCCUCAACGCCUAUACCUCCCGCGAGCAGACUACUUUCUUCGCCGACGUGCAGGGCCGCGACGUGCCCGCCGCGCUCGAUGUUCUCAGUGACAUCCUACAGCACCCGCGCUUCCCGCAGCAGGCCAUCCAGCGCGAGCGUGGCGUCAUCCUCCGCGAGAUGGAGGAGGUGCAAGGAAUGAUGGAGGAGGUGAUAUUUGAUCACUUGCAUGCUGCAGCAUUCCGAGACCAUCCACUGGGGGACACAAUAUUAGGUCCUAAGGAGAACAUUGAAUCGAUCUCGAAGAAAGAUUUGCAGCAGUAUAUUUCAACUCAUUAUACCUGCCCUCGAAUGGUUAUAUCUGCUGCUGGAGCUGUCAACCAUGAUGAGGUUGUUGAUCAAGUCAGAGAAUUGUUUACAGGAUUUUCUACUGAUCCAACUACAGCAGAUCAGCUUGUUGAGGCAAACCCGGCUAUUUUUACUGGCUCAGAGGUUCGCGUGGAAAAUGAGGAGAUGCCUCUAGCUCACCUUGCAAUUGCUUUCAAGGGUUCAUCAUGGACUGACCCUAGCUCAAUUCCUCUUAUGGUGAUCCAAAGCAUAUUAGGAUCUUGGAACAGGAGCAUUGGGGUAGGGAACUGCUCAGGGUCUGCUUUAGCUCGUGGUAUCAGCAAUGGUGGGUUAGCUGAGAGCUUGAUGGCGUUCAACACUAACUACCGUGAUACAGGAUUAUUUGGCAUCUAUACUACUGCUCGGCCUGAUGCACUGUAUGACCUGUCACGGUUAAUAAUGGAAGAAUUUAGAAGACUUGCAUCCAGUGUGUCGGAGACAGAGGUUGCUCGUGCUCGUAAUCAGUUAAAAUCUGCCCUUUUAUUACACAUUGAUGGAUCCACUGCGGUUUCUGAGAAUAAUGGUCGGCAGAUGCUAACUUACGGACGGAUAAUGCCAUUCUUGGAGCUUUUUGCUCGUAUUGAUGCUGUUGACUGCGCUGCGGUAACGGAAACAGCCAAGGAGUUCAUAGUUGAUAAGGAUAUUGCCCUUGCUGCCGUCGGACCGCUCUCUAAUUUGCCAGAGCUCAGUUGGUUUCGCUCACAUACUUGUUCCCAUGACGAAUUUACUGCAAGAAUAUUCUCAAAUAGCUGAAGCUGCAGCUCUUAGAUAGUGUUGUUGUAACAUUAGUUGAGUUCAAGAAACUCUAAAUUGAUAGGUAGCAUCAAGAGCUCAAGUUAUUUGUUAUAGAUAUUUGUUCUUUUGUCAUAUACGCUAUAUUAUUAGAUAUUAAUUGUGCAAAGAACGUCUCCUUGGUGCUAAAGACCACGUUCAUCUU